This is a messenger RNA of Paramecium sonneborni, 654 nucleotides long. The record is from the annotation of a GenBank genome assembly. NCBI's taxonomy places the organism in Eukaryota, Ciliophora, Oligohymenophorea, Peniculida, Parameciidae.
AUGAAAAUAUCUUUUAGAGCUCUCAUUGAAUAACUUAAUCAAGUCUAUAUUCUGCCCAAUUUGCGUUCUUUUAUAUCAAUCUUAAAGUAGAGGCAGUGAUUUAUAAAGUUUAGGAUAUUUGGCUAUCUACUUUUUUUGAAAGGUUUAUUACUUAUAUGAAUAUUAUUAAUCCAAUAAAUAAGGAAGAAAAAAAUUAGACUUAAAGGUAAAAGAAAUUACUACAUCAAUUAAAAAAUUAUCAUAUUAAUUUAUCAAUUAUAAAAUAAUUCUGGUUUACCAAAAUAUUAAGAGUAUUUUUAAUAUAAAUAAAAAAUCUCAUUUGAUGGAGAUUCAAAUUAUGAGUACAUUCAAAAAUUAUUUAAAAAAUUAUAUCAAACAAUGAUAUAUCCUUUUGAUUAAUAAGUUGGUUAAAAUUCUGAAUGGGAAGUUAGAAAUUCUGAUGAUAAUUUUGACGAUACAAAAUAAUAAAUAUUUUUAGAAGUUUGGAAGAUGUAAAUAUCAAAGAAUUACCAUCUUAAAUCUAUAAAAAGUAAAUUAUUAUCAUUACAUCAAUAGAAAUAUAGAUAGAUUUAAAAUUAUAGAACAUUUAUUUCUCAAUAUAGAUUUAAAAUUUAAAGAAAUUUAAAAAUUCAUACCAAGAUAUACAUUACUUGA